Messenger RNA from Eupeodes corollae, 4616 nucleotides. RefSeq lists its product as uncharacterized. NCBI's taxonomy places the organism in Eukaryota, Metazoa, Arthropoda, Insecta, Diptera, Syrphidae. The coding region runs from base 189 to 4550 and encodes 1453 amino acids. Gene Ontology annotation, molecular function: protein binding. The transcript is spliced from 5 exons. The record is from RefSeq and is a predicted model, not a curated record.
AAAAGCUAAAAAAGAGAACAACCAUCCAAUUUCUAAAAUUAAAUUAUGCAAAUUAUCAAAAACAAAACAAUUUGCACAAAAUCGAAAAUGUGAAUGUCUGAAGUGUCGCCAAUAGUACGAACUAUGCAAACACCAAUCGCGGGCUUCGGGUGCGCUAGAAACGAAUAAAUAAAGGGAAAAAAUCAACAAUGGCUUACAUAAAUGUCGCAGAAUGGACGCCCGAUCAAGUGACAGAUUGGCUCAAAGGACUUGAUGAUUCUAUGUACAACUAUGUCUACUCAUUCACGAACAACGAAGUUGGUGGUCAGCAAUUGCUCAAUAUUCGGCCAUAUGAAUUGGAGCAAUUGGGUAUGGUUUCGAUAGGACAUCAGGAGAUAGUGCUGGAAGCUGUAGAGAACCUUAGGAAUUUUCAUUAUAAUUUAGACAAAGAGAAUUUGCAAUUUUUAGCCCUGCAUAUGGCAACAGCGGCGCGCAAUCUUUACCGGCAAUUGGCAACACACUGUGAUAAUUCAAAAAUAGAAACUCAAAUUCUAAAUGAUAUUACAAGGACAAUAGCGACAAUCAAGCCAAUUAUCAGUUGGCUAGAUCGAGCACCGUUUCAUGGGCAUUUGCAAUUCAACGAGAUCCGCAAGAAUAUGCUAAAACUCGGCCUUGAAAUGGCGACGAGCGCUCAACGUGAUCGUUUUGUGGAGAAUCCUGCCGAACAGAUAAAAACAACUGCCGAAACGCUCGCUAAACUAGGUGAUUAUAUAAUUCAGGACAUCACAGAUCCGAUGCUCCUUCAGCCGGCUUCGUUGAGUUUGGUCACUCUAAAGAAACGUGAAUCCGAGUUGGGCUUCAAUAUCGAACCGAGCUAUCAUGGGAUUCAUAAGGUUAUAGAAAUUAAAUACAAUUCACCGGCUCAUAAUUCGGGGAAGAUCGAGGACGGGGACGAGAUAGUUCAGAUAAACUAUCAGACUGUGGUGGGGUGGCAAUACAAGACCGUGAUUAUGCAACUGCGGGAAUCACUGCCGGAUGUGCUGCUCACGUUGAAGAAGCGACCCAAACACACAAAGAUCUACGGGCAGAUAUACAUGCAGCCCUAUCGGCUGCCGAGCAAAAAGCGUGCAAUGGGAACUCGUUGGGGCGAGAACCUGCCCAGUCCGAGGGCUGGCUUCCUGGCGGUGCCGGAAUUCAAUUUGCCGUUGAAGAUAAGCGAAAAGACUGAUCCUUCCGAUACGGAUUCCAGUUGCAGUGAUAUUCUGACUCCGACGGAUUCGAAAUCUGUGGAGAAGGAGAUUCGACUGUACUAUCCCAAGCCUCGGGCGGUACUCCAGCGGCGGAACACAAUCUGCGGUGACGAAUUGUAUUCGUUGAAGAAUGUGAGUGGAGCUCCGCUGUGGCACGAGCGGAAGAAUGGUGCUCAGAACGGGGAUCCAUCGUCGCCGAGUUUGAGAGACAAAUCGGUUUCUUUUGGCUUCGGCCUCGAGAUAGCUCCUCGCCCAACCACAUGUCUGGGGAUUGCAAAUGGCAAGCUCAUUGGGAGUUUUUCUCAGGAACUCAAGUUGGGGGUGAGUGGAGGAGACUCGAAGAAGUGCGGAAGCGAAGAGAAGUCAAAGCCGGGAGUGAGUAAAGUCGUUCGGUUCGAUGCGAAUAUGAAGUACGAGGACUAUCCCGUGGACCAGAAGUACACGUGCAAUGUGGAGAACACCAUCCUGGAGACGUUUGAACCGAUUCCCUUCGUGGACGAAGAAGAUGCCUCGCCGACUGUGAGUGUUGUCGAAGUGGCACCUUCGGAUGUGAGUCCCAGCGGAAGCAAAGAGGAACUGACACCGACACCAACGCCAGCACCCACUCCGACUCCAACGACGCUACCACCCCUGCUAAUGAAGGAGCCACUCAUACAGGCUAUAAACCACGUGACGAUCGCCAGACGUGGAAGAUUGGACAAGAGCCACAGCACCCCAGCGUAUGACAACUCAGGCGAGGAGUCCGAUACUCCUCCGGCAAUAGAGCCCCGCAAGGAGUUCAUCCUCACAACACCACCAGCGCCGCCUCCGCGACCGAAGAAACCCAAUGAAGCAGCGCCUCUGGUUGUGCCGCCUCCACCACCAAAACCAGCGAGUCUGAUGCCGCCGGAGAAGGUGCCGCCAAAGCCAGUGGUUGAAUCAGUGGUGGUGAUUCCUCCCUCGCCUAUUGCCGAGGAAUCGGAAUUGCACACACCCACCAAAACGAAGACUCUGACGCUCAAAAAGAAGAAUAGUCUGAUCGCCAAGCGCCGAAAAAUAAGUCUCAAAAUUCUCGGCACAGGUGACAUCCAGGGACAUUUGUACAGGCGGACCAAAGACAAGAGAGGCGUCACGUUCUGGGCCAAACUCUACUUCGUUUUAAUGGAUACUAAUCUGUACGGGUUCCGCACAAAGGAGUCAGCGAAGGCGAAUUGUUUUGUCUAUCUUCCUGGAUUCACUGUAUCCCUAGCUAAGGAAGUUCAUUCAAAACCGUACGCUUUCAAAGUCUACCAUCCAUCGAAAACGUUCUAUUUCGCUGCGGAAUCCUUGGAGGCACUCAACCAAUGGAUGGACUUUAUACGUCAAGCCACCUUGCAGCAGCAAAAAGUGGGGAUGCAGUCGAAUGACUCGGAUGUUCCAUCAAAAGAGCUUUUUUCGGAGACCGAAAGUUCCGGCGAUGAGAGUGAUUCGCUGAGCAAAAGUCUCUGCACCCCGUCGCCCAGCAGUGGAAGCAAAGAUUUUGUAGGGUCAAAAAACUUCCAGCACCAGACACCAACAACAAGCGUUAAGCACGACAAGAAAUACCUUGGCUCUCUGAGGAAAUUCACCAAAAGCUCGUUGCCCUUCAAGAGCAGCAGCAGCAGUGGCGAUAAAAAGCCAUCCAGUGACAUUCCAGUGCCGACAGAGCAAUAUCGUAGCUAUCGCAAGGUGCCUGGUGGAAGUUUCGGAAUUCAAAUCGGAGCCAACACUCCCGGCUAUACAGAUCCCAAUAAUCUGCAUCCAUUCCAGAAUAAUCCCUCUCCCGAGCACAACAGCGUGAGUGCACAACCCACUCAGCCACCCAGUUUGCCCACGAAAACCAACCUCUCGGCAAGUCGCAGUUCGGUUAGUGAGAGCAGCGUCCGGCCAUCAGUGGCGUCAUCAUCAUCGGCAGCACUAGAGAGAGAAAGUCGGCAUAUGGAUCAAGAAAGUCCUCCUAGUCUCAUCUCGAAAAGUUACUCAAUCGAGAGUGGGAGCAAGAUGGUGAAGAAGACAUUUCCCUACAACUACAUCCACGCCUCCAACCCGAAUCUGGUAGAAUUCGACUUCCAAACGUCGAAAACUUUGGACUACUCGCUGCCAAAGAUCAACCCUGGCAAUUCUUGGGAUGCUCCUCACAACCUGCAGGUUUUUCUCACCCUCAAAGACUUGAUGCUGCAGAAGCAGAAGGAGGAAGCCCAGGAGAUGUACAACAACCGUGUUCUGCUGGGAGUGGAGAAACAGGACGACCGUAAUGGAAAAAUCGCCCAUCUCAAGGGCGGAAAGCCAGGCGGCGGCGACAAUCAGCAGCCCGGGGAAACCGGCAAACUCUCCAAAAUCCAGAGUCGCAGUCUGCCCAAAACCCCCGACUACGAGAUGAGCUUCAAGCCCGACGACGAAGACAUCAAGCGCACCCGCACAAAAGAGGGCCUCAAGCUGCGUGACUUCGGCUACGAACUGAUAUCGGGCGACGAACCCAUCUGUGACAAUCGCGCCAAUAGAACUCCCUCGGACCUGAUGCGCCUGCAAGAAUUGAGACUGCAAAAACUCCAACAGAUGCAAAAUGCCGCGGUAAAAGCGAAAAAGCAGCAUUCCAGCACCAGUGAGAGUGACAAAUCGACCAGCCAUCGAGGAGGAAGCUUCAAAAAGACAAAAGGCAAACUAGAAGCCUUCAAGACAUCGAGUGAGCGGUUAUUUCAGUUCAAACAUUCGAGCAAUGAACCGAAAGGUCUGACGACGUCAAUGACGCUGCCACUGAACAAGAAAUCCUCACAUAUGUACAAUAGUCAGGGCAAAGUUGAUCAAGGUGGAUCGCCAAGUAGUUGUGGCAGCGGCGGUGGCAUCAAGAAGAGUCACACCUACAACAAUGAAUUCAAGGACAAAAAGUACGAGGCACCCCGCAAAAACUCCGCCCCAAUGCCGAUUCUGUCGAAGUUGAGUUUUACAUCGAGCAAGACGGCAAAGGAGAGGAAGCUACUCGGCUCGCCGAGGCUGCAUCGAGCUAUAUUUGGUGGACGGAAUGCAAUGGGAAGCAAUAACUCAUCUCAGGACUAUGAACAUGAGAUCUUUUCACCAGUGGAGUUUAGUAAUAAGCCAUAUCCAGGGCCAUCGACUUCUGUGGAUCAUGCUGUAGCAGCAGCAGCUCCCCUGCCACCGCUCAUCCUACCAGACAAGCCCACACCAUCGAGUUCCGCAGUAUUAGUUUCUCCAGAGUACCCCAACAUGGAGUGUCCACCGGUAUUCGAACCAGAGACAUAUUCCCUGAGCGAUCCCAACGCCAGCUUGACGCUCCUCCGCAGACGGAACAAUGCAGAAGAGCCCUAAGCUCUGAUCUGUAGCUUUGUCUACGGAAUCAGAUCUCUAUUUUUGUCAUCCCUCAAAGCCAAAUGA